AUGGCUGUCGCCACUGUGUCUACCCUGUUGCGCUGGCUGUUUAAAUUCUACUGCAAGGCCUUUCUUCUCUCCUGGGGAAGUCGCAUCCGCUACCACGGCAAAAAGCCUCAAGUGUCUGAACCCCACAUUUUUGUCGCUAAUCACACAUCCGUGAUUGACUACCUCGUGCUCAGUGCCCAUGACUUUCCUCAUGCGACCGUGGCUCAAAAGCAUGGUGGGGUGAUUGGGUACUUUGAGGACAAGGUGCUCACGUUGAAUGGAUCGCUCAUGUUUAAUCGGAAUGAAAAGAAUGAUCGGAGUGUUUUGGCCGAAAAAAUGCGCCAACACGUCCAAAACCCCAAAAACGUCCCCCUCCUCAUCUUCCCCGAAGGCACCUGCGUCAACAACGAAUACACGGUUCUCUUCCACAAGGGCGCCUUUGACCUCGACGCCGCCGUCGCCCCCGUCGCCAUCAAAUACAACAAACGCUGGGCAGACGCUUAUUGGCACAGUAAAACUCAAACCUUUACCAAGCACCUCUUGUAUCUUAUGACGCGGUGGGGGUUGGUGGCGGAUGUGUGGUAUUUGCCGCCGAGAACGAGAAAGCCUGGUCAGUCGGCGGUGGAGUUUGCGAAUGAGGUCAAGGCGGAGAUUUCGGCUGUUGCGCACUUGAAGAAUUUGAGCUGGGAUGGGUAUUUCAAGAACUUUGCACCGGCAAAGGAAAAGCAAGUACGGUUGCAAGAGCACCCUCAAACGCGCUACGGCGUCGUCCUCAUGAACCGCAUGCGUAAUCGACCCACUCCGGAUCGAAUGGGCCACCUACGCCGCUCUGCCAGCAUCUCCAUUGGCGCAGAAGCCUCCCUCAAGGCAUCGCGAGACGUGGCGUACGCGAAACCCGACUGGAUGGACCCCACCAAAGAGUCGACCACGGUCAAGAAUGAGAUACUCGUCGCCCUCGAGGACCACCGGUCAACGGAAAUGAUUGAUGAAAUCUCGCACAAAAAGAAUGACGUUGUCAAAACAUGGAAACGAUACACAAAGAUGCGUUCGGCCGAUGUCAUUCAGCGACGCAUUGAAAACAGUUCAUGGCGACUCUGGUUUAAACGGCGCAUCCAGCAGGAAGCCAGCCGAGAAAAGGGCCUGACGCAUACACUCGAUGACGAGGAAUCCUUGUCCCUCUCCAUGUUGAGCGCCUAUAACCUCAUGGCCUACUUUCCACCUUCCCUCUUUUCACCGCCCGUCGAAAGCAGCCGACCUCGCAGUCGGAGUAUGGGCACCCGGCCCCUUCGAUCGACCGGGUUCCCCUGGAAUGGCAUGGAAGACUCGCUGUCGGAAUCGGAUUGGAAACGGGGACAUGCUCCCAUGGUUCCGGCGCGUUAA
Spizellomyces punctatus DAOM BR117 is the source of this 1359-nucleotide messenger RNA. RefSeq lists its product as uncharacterized. NCBI's taxonomy places the organism in Eukaryota, Fungi, Chytridiomycota, Chytridiomycetes, Spizellomycetales, Spizellomycetaceae. The coding region runs from base 1 to 1359 and encodes 452 amino acids. Gene Ontology annotation, biological process: triglyceride biosynthetic process. Gene Ontology annotation, cellular component: endoplasmic reticulum. The transcript has 4 exons. The record is from RefSeq and is a predicted model, not a curated record. Gene Ontology annotation, molecular function: glycerol-3-phosphate O-acyltransferase activity.